Molecule: messenger RNA, 1013 nt
Organism: Sorex fumeus (smoky shrew)
Lineage: Eukaryota; Metazoa; Chordata; Mammalia; Eulipotyphla; Soricidae
Gene: SLC35D4
Product: transmembrane protein 241
Exons: 15
Coding region: 69-959 (296 amino acids)
Cellular component (GO): Golgi apparatus
Molecular function (GO): antiporter activity
Source: RefSeq, a predicted model, not a curated record
GGCUCGCAGCCCAGGCUGCCGCUUUGGAGCUGGGCAGCUGCCCCUUAGGCUGGGGAACCAGUUAACCCAUGUACUCGAGGAAGAGCCUGGCCUGCCUCACCUUCUGUACCUGCUAUCUGGCUUCUUACCUCACGAACAAGUAUGUCCUGUCGGUCUUGAAAUUUACCUAUCCUACAUUAUUCCAAGGGUGGCAGACAUUUCUAGGUGGCCUCUUGCUUCAUGUGUCAUGGAAACUGGGCUGGGUGGAGAUCAACAGCGCUUCAAGAGCUAAUGUUUCAACCUGGCUUCCUGCUUCACUGCUGUUUGUGGGGAUCAUCUAUGCUGGUUCCAGAGCCUUGUCCAGACUGGCCAUUCCUGUGUUUCUCACUUGGCACAAUGUGGCGGAGGUGAUCAUCUUGGGGUACCAGCAGUGUCUGUGGAAAGAGAAAACUUCUCCUGUAAAGAUCUGUAGUGCCCUCUUCCUCGUGACCGCUGCCGGAUUCCUUUCCUUCAACGACCCACAGUUCAAUCCGGAUGGCUAUUUCUGGGCUAUCAUUCACUUAUUCUGUGUAGGGGCUUAUAAGACACUACGGAAGUCCCAGAAACCCAGUGCAUUAAGUGACCUUGACCAGCAGUACUUAAACUAUAUAUUCAGUGCUGGGGUCCUGGUGUUUGCAGCUCAUCCUACAGGUGAUCUCCCCAAUGUCUUGGACUUCCCGUUUCUGAAUUUCUACAGAUUCCAUGGCAGCUGCUGCGCCAGUGGAGUGCUGGGCUUCUUCCUCGUGGUCAGCACCGUGAAACUACGAAGCCUCAUGGCCCCUGCACAGUGUGCAGCCUGGAUUUUCUUUGCAAAGGUAAUCACAGCAGCUGUAUCAAUAUUGCUGUUUGAUGUAAUCCUGACCAGCGCCACUGUGGGGUGCCUCCUGCUCGGUGCACUCGGUGAGGCCUUGCUGGUCUUCUCUGAACGGAAGAUCUCCUGAAGGAACUCCCGGACUGCCGCCUGGGGAGCAGGCCAGCAUGAGACACCUGUGGAG